AUGUGCCUAAGGAACAUAGAUCAAAACUUGAUUAGAAGACCAAUCUAUGUGUUUUGUGUUGGGUAUGAGGAUGAAAAGUAUGGUUAUAACCUCUACGAUCCAAAAAAGAAAAAGGUAGUGAGAAGUAGAGAUGUAGUAUUCUUUAAGCACGAGAAAGGUGCAGAUCUUCUUAGUGCAGGGUAUACUUUUACUUCGGAGUUGUGUUUUGAUACUACUAAUGAUUCUACUUAUACUCCUGUUGUUCAGCCGACAAAUGAGAAUGUUGAUGAUGUACAUGAUGAUGUUGAUGAGAUACAACCUGAUGGUAAUGUACCAGAUCAUGUUGAUGAUGAUGAUCUUGUUGAGUCUUCACUUGAUGGUAAUCCAACAAAUGAGAAUGUUGAUGAUGUACAUGAUGAUGUUGAUGAGAUACAACUUGAUGGUAAUGUACCAGAUCAUGUUGAUGAUGAUAAUCUUGAUGAGUCUUCACUUGAUGAAGAAAUUCAUGAGAAAGAUGCAUAUGAGGAAAUGAUUCAUAUAAAAGUUCGUGAGGAGGAGGAGCAAUCUAUUCCCCAAAUGGAGGAUACUCAGGCUCGAAAGUGA
Molecule: messenger RNA, 582 nt
Organism: Benincasa hispida (wax gourd)
Lineage: Eukaryota; Viridiplantae; Streptophyta; Magnoliopsida; Cucurbitales; Cucurbitaceae
Source: RefSeq, a predicted model, not a curated record